Puma concolor (puma) is the source of this 1242-nucleotide messenger RNA. It is a transcript of the gene COX15, whose product is annotated as cytochrome c oxidase assembly factor COX15. The record is from RefSeq and is a predicted model, not a curated record. Gene Ontology annotation, cellular component: mitochondrial inner membrane. Gene Ontology annotation, molecular function: oxidoreductase activity, acting on NAD(P)H, heme protein as acceptor. NCBI's taxonomy places the organism in Eukaryota, Metazoa, Chordata, Mammalia, Carnivora, Felidae. Gene Ontology annotation, biological process: heme A biosynthetic process.
AUGCAGAGAUUACUCUUUCCGCGCCUGAAGGCCUUGAUGGGGAACCCGUGCCUACGGCUCCUGGGUCCUAGGGCGGCGCCUAGAACGCAGUGUGGUUGCAGCUGUGGGAUCAGGCACCUCUUAAGGCCAGGGCAAUACAGCACCAUCUCUGAAGUAGCUUUGCAGUCUGGAAGGGGUACAGUGUCCCUUCCCUCAAAAGCUGCUGAGCGGGUGGUGGGCCGAUGGCUCCUGGUCUGCAGUGGAACAGUGGCUGGAGCAGUUAUUCUUGGUGGAAUGACUAGGUUGACAGAGUCUGGCCUCUCAAUGGUAGACUGGAAUUUAAUAAAGGAGAUGAAGCCACCUACACACCAAGAGGAAUGGGAAGCAGAAUUCCAAAAAUAUCAGCAAUUUCCAGAAUUUAAAAUCUUGAAUCAUGAUAUGACACUGGCCGAAUUCAAGUUCAUCUGGUACAUGGAGUACUCACAUCGAAUGUGGGGUCGCCUUGUGGGCCUCACAUACAUCCUGCCUGCUGCCUAUUUUUGGAGAAAAGGCUGGCUCAGCCGUGGCAUGAAAGGACGUGUUCUUGCCCUGUGUGGGUUAGUCUGCUUCCAGGGUCUGUUGGGAUGGUAUAUGGUGAAAAGUGGAUUAGAAGAAAAACCAGACUCCCAUGACAUCCCUCGGGUCAGUCAGUACCGCCUUGCUGCCCACCUGGGAUCAGCCCUUGUUCUUUAUUGUGCCAGCUUGUGGACAUCACUCUCACUGCUGCUCCCUCAGCACAAGUUGCCUGAAACUCGUCAGCUUCUGUGGUUGAGGCGAUGUGCUCAUGGAACAGCAGGCCUAGUGUUCCUUACAGCUCUCUCAGGGGCCUUUGUGGCAGGGCUGGAUGCUGGGCUUGUUUACAAUUCCUUCCCGAAGAUGGGAGAAUCUUGGAUCCCAGAGGAUCUCUUUACCCUCUCCCCCAUCCUGAGGAAUGUUUUUGAGAAUCCCACCAUGGUGCAGUUUGAUCACCGGAUUCUGGGAAUCACUUCAGUUACAGCUGUGACAGUGCUCUACUUCCUCUCCCGGAGAAUUCCCCUUCCUCGAAGGACCAAAAUGGCAGCAGUGACUCUGCUAGCUUUGGCAUAUACACAGGUGGGCUUGGGCAUUAGCACUCUGCUAAUGUACGUUCCAACUCCUUUGGCUGCCACUCACCAGUCAGGCUCCCUGGCUCUGCUUAGUGUUGCCCUUUGGCUCAUGAAUGAACUCCGAAGAGUCCCAAAAUAA